AUGACAGUUUCCAAAUAUCAUCCUCCUACACCUAGAGAAGUAGAAGUCACACUUGGGAAAGGUGUAACGGGGACUCUUGCAAUUCCACUUGCGUUUGAUUCCGAAAACCCAUUUGAAGAAGGAUUAGUCCCUGUAACUCAUAAAGCAGCAUUAAUCUUACAUGGACAAGGUGGUCAUAGAAAUUAUUGUUACCAAAAGACAUUGGCACAUAGAUUGGCCAAUGAAUUGGGUAUAUUUUCCCUUAGAAUCGAUUUUAGAGGAUGUGGUAAUAGUGCAGACAAUGCUAAUGAAUUAGAAGGUCGUACCUUGACUCAAGAUGUCGAAGAUAUCCAAUCAAGUGCCGACUUUAUUCGUGAUGGGAAAUUAAACGGUACUGGUAUUGAUUUAACCUUGUCGUCAAUUAUUUCACACUCACGUGGUGGGGUUGCCAUGUUUUUAUGGGCCCAAAUUCAAGAUCAAUUAGGACGAGCAGGUGACCCUAGUGCCAUAAUUGUCCCUAAUUUAGUUAACUGUUCCGCCAGAUUUACAUCACCAACUGUUUUAGAUAGAUAUGCCGGGUUAGAAGGGUUGGAUUUUAUCCCUGUAACCACAUAUAGACGUGGAUCUUAUCAACAGAUCAAUUUAUCAGCAAGGGAAAUUAUAUCUUUAUCGAAACCAGAUUUAAGUAAGUUGACGGACUUAUCACGAGACUGGUCAGUUCUCAGUGUUUAUGGUACUGAAGAUGAAAUCAUUCCCAAAUAUGAUAGUGCCAAUUUUGCCAAUGCGUUAAAUAGAGGUCCAUUAUCACAUACAUUGAAAUUGAUUCCUGAUGCUGAUCAUAAUUUUUAUGGCCACAAGGAAAUAAAGGCCGAUGAUGAAUUACAUGAACUUAAUCCAUAUAAUUUACCUUUGAAAAAUGGCAAACGAGUAAACUAUAAUUAUUUGGUCACUGAUUAUAUAAUAGACUUUUUAACUCCAGAAAUGGAAUUACAAAGAUUUAUUGCCACCAGUAGAGAUAUUGGUAGAGUUGCUAGAUGGAAAAAUGUUGAUGGAGUCAGUAAUUUUAGAGAUGUUGGUGGCUGGAGAGUUCAUGCUCCCACUUUCAAAUUAGAUACAAUCAAAGGGUCCGCCAAUAAAAACCAGAAUCAAGAUCAUUUGGUAUAUUAUGUUAAACCACAUUUUGCAUUCAGAUGUGCUAAUAUUGCUGGGUUGACUGAAACUGGACUCCAAACUUUACAAAAUUUAGGUAUCAAGGCAAUAUUUGAUUUACGUUCCGAUGGAGAAGUUAAAAAUGAUGGAUAUCCAGAUAAUUUAUCGAAAUAUGGUAUUGAAAGAAUCCAUUCUCCAGUUUUCUCUAAUGAUGAUUAUUCACCACAAGCCAUAGCUAUCAGAUAUACAAAUCUUAUGACUUGUUGGUCAACUUAUGUCAACGUUUAUGAAGACAUGUUAGAAUUUGGAAUUAAUGCCUACAAGACAAUAUUUGAGUAUAUCAGGGACGUAAACCAACCAUUUGUAUUCCAUUGUACUGCUGGUAAAGAUCGUACUGGUAUGCUAGGAAUGUUGAUCUUAUUACUUGCAGGUGUUGAUAGAAACACUAUCGCAAAAGAAUAUGAAUUAACUACAGUUGGAUUGAGACCAGAUCAUCCUGUCUUGAAAGGAAAGUUUGAAGAAACAGUAAAGAAAUUGCGUGAAAAAUUGGGUGAUGAUGGAUCUGGAGGCAUUGAACAAAUAAUUUCUCAAGGCAGGAAGAAUUGGAGUAUUGAAGAAGAUGGGUUCCGGAAUUUAGUCAGUUCAAGAUAUGAAGCCAUGUUGGCUACUAUUGGUUUAUUUCAUGAAAAAUAUGGGGGGAUUAUCCCUUAUUUGAAAGAUAAAUUGGGUUUCACCAGUGAUGAUAUUUUGAAAAUUUAUCAAAACAUAGUUGUUGCAGACCCACAAAACAUGGGAUUUGAAACUAGUGCACAAAUAAAUUGGGAUCAUAGAACUACAGAAAGAGCCAAAUUCUAG
Candida albicans SC5314 is the source of this 1983-nucleotide messenger RNA. RefSeq lists its product as uncharacterized. The transcript has a single exon. Gene Ontology annotation, molecular function: phosphoprotein phosphatase activity. Bases 1 to 1983 code for a protein of 660 amino acids. The record is from RefSeq and is a predicted model, not a curated record. Gene Ontology annotation, biological process: dephosphorylation. NCBI's taxonomy places the organism in Eukaryota, Fungi, Ascomycota, Pichiomycetes, Serinales, Debaryomycetaceae.